Messenger RNA from Oncorhynchus nerka (sockeye salmon), 3838 nucleotides. RefSeq names its product polycystin-1-like protein 2. Lineage: Eukaryota; Metazoa; Chordata; Actinopteri; Salmoniformes; Salmonidae. The record is from RefSeq and is a predicted model, not a curated record. Gene Ontology annotation, biological process: detection of mechanical stimulus. Bases 13 to 684 code for a protein of 223 amino acids. The transcript is spliced from 5 exons. Gene Ontology annotation, molecular function: calcium channel activity. Gene Ontology annotation, cellular component: membrane.
GACACAGAGGAGAUGGUGAAUCUGCUCUGUAAGAGCCAGAAGAACAAAGUGCCUGAGCUAGAGAAGAAGCUGGAGUCAUGCGAUGACCUUUGCUCAGCCUUGGGCAGAGUGCAAGGGGUCAUUCAGCUUAUGCAAGGGUUGAGUGAGGGUGACCCACACUGGGUCUACUGCAGCAAGUUUGUCCUGUACUUCCUCCACCACCUGUCCAUGUGCCUGGAGCGGCUGGAUGAGAGUGCCUUCCCCACCCCAGAGGCCCGUCAACACAUCCUGAACACUGUCCACCUGCUGCAGAAGAUGUCCGAGAUGGUUUUCACCAGCCACAUGGCUUACAGUCCUCCCCGUGUUGCUAGGGAGAAAAGGAAAAGCUCGAGCUGCUGGCUGCCCUGGUGGUUUGUGUUUGUGGGCUGGUUCUUGCUCGUCUCCAUCAGUGUGGUGUCCACGUACUUUACCCUGAUGUAUGGCUUUGCCUAUGGCAGGGAGAAAUCCAUCCAGUGGGUUAUCUCUCUGGCCAUGUCCCUCUUCCAGAGCAUCUUCAUCCUGCAGCCUCUUAAGGUAAUUGGUAUGGCGAUCUUCUUUGCCCUCCUCCUCAAACCAGUGGCAGUAGAAGACAGUGAGGAGGUUGGACUACUCCUGAAAGAACAACAGGAGAUGUGUAAAUUGUACUCCGGUAGGGAGAUACACUGAAGAAACACAAUUUAGCUCUACAUGCUGUCUCCAGAGGAUCGAUGGGGUUGGAAGACCUGAUGCCCUACAACAGACAUCCUCUGCUCUGCUGCACUGACUAUCAACGUGGCAAACUGAGAAUAUGAGUUCUUUGAAAAUAUAGUUAUGUUUUUAUUGAAUACUUGUUACUCUUAUCUUAUAAGAAAUGUAUAAGGCAUAAUAUGUAUGAAUGUACUGAAAACUACUGUAUCAUUUGAAAUUGUAAUAUUUAGUAAUAAGCUGAUAAUUAGAAACGUUUAUUCCUGUGGAUUGUAUGAAGUUACUCAAUGUAUGGAAUUACUCUGUUAUAUUUAUUUUAUCACAAACCGCUGAUAUAUUAUUUUACACUGUACAUUUAUAUUUACUUUUAAGUAACAUACAGUCACCUCCAAAAUCAUUGUCACCCUUGAUAAAGAUGAGAAAAAAAGACUAUCAAAUAAAUAAUAGAAAACCAGAGCUAUAUUGAAUGUUUUUUAGAGAUUAAAUAACACAUUGGGAACGAUCUUAGACCACUCCUCCAUACAUAAUCUUUCCAGAUCCUUGAUAUCCUUCGGUCUGCGCUCUGGACUGCACUCUUCAGUUCAAACCACAGGUUUUCAAUGGGGUUCAAGUCCGGAGACUGAGAUGGCCUUUGCAAAAUGUAGAUUUUCUUGGUUAAUUUAUAAUUUCUUUGUGGAUUUUUAUGUGUGCUUGGGGUCAUUGUCUUGCUGGAAGAUCCACUUGUAGCCACGUUUCAGCCUCUUAGUAGAGGCAACCAGGUUUUUGGCUAAAAUGUCCUGGUACUUGGUACGGUUCAUGAUACCGUUCGUUGACCUUAACAAGGUUCCCAAGACCAGGAAGCAAAACCGCCUCAUAAAAUCAAAGAUCAGCCACCAUAUUUUACAGUAGGCAUGGGGUUAUUUUCUGCAUUUGCAUCUCUCUUACAAAGCCAAACCCACCACUGGUGUGCGUGGCAAAAUACCUCUAUUUUCAUCUCAUCUGACCAUAGCACCUUGGUGGCAACCCUUCCAAAUAGACAUUUGGCAUGGAAGUGGCAUAUAAUGGUAGAUUUGGAGACCCCAAGAUGCGGUUAUGUUCUGUCAUUCUCCAACUGUGGCCCUUGGACAUUUAUUUCAUCCCAAACCAUCUUCAUCACUGUGAGUAGGGACACAACACUCUUGGGUCCUUUAUCAGGCAAGUUCACCACUGCUCCAGUGGUUUUAAACUUCUCGUUUCCCUAAUAGUGAUUAGUGGUAUAUUUGGUAUAUAUGGUGUUACCUCUUUUUUUAUACCCCCGUGAAAUGGGAAGCCCUGGAAGAUACAGUUCCUUAAACUGAGAUUAUUCUUUUUUUUUAAAGUAGAAUGUUAAUGCAAAUUGAUUUUAUUGAUAAGAAUCUUUACGGGUGCCAAUAAUUUUGACACCUACAGUAUCUUUUUUAGAUUGUGUUUUUACUUGGUAGCCCUUCCUGCAGUGAAACGACCUAGUAGCCUCAUGGGUGGAAUGUUAUUCAUAUUUUUCAUAAUUUCAUAAGUAAUAAAAAGCCGCCGAAAAUCCGGUGUUUCUAUGUCAAACGGUUUUGUUAUAUUUCAGUCUUCUGUGAUGUAUAUUGGGAUGCAAACUCAAAAUGUAAUACAUUUCAACGCUUUAUCUCGCUAUUUUAAGCCCAUUCCCAUGUGUGUGAGGUGUAUACUUUUGUUUCGAAGUAGAUUUGUUUAAGACUACCAAGGAGCACUAUAUGACCCUGAUUUAGCCCACUGCAGUAAAAGGUUCAACAAAAUCUCUUUCAACUGUAUUAAUAUAAAAUUAUAUUUUUAAUAUGAGCAUACAAUAAAGUAUUAGUGUUGUUUUUUUCAUACAGUCUAUUUUGCUCAUCUUUGUCAAGGGUGCAAAUACUUUUGGAGGUGACUGUAUCUAUGGGUUCACAUAGUAUUAUAUAUUUAUUUAUUGGAACACAUUUUCAAAAUGAUUAAAACAAGGUAUGUCUUUGAAACUGUUUUUCCCUAAAUAAGGUUAUAUUCCAGUGUUCUCCCCUCAUCCCCAUCAGAAUGUGAGUCCUACUUUCCCUGUGCUCAGCUGAUUGUUAUGAAAGAAAGGGUAACACCCAUUAGGAAUACACUCAUAUCACCCCAGACAGUUAUGUAAGUUACUGUAUCUCAAUGCCAUGGCAGAGAUUGUCUAAGAACUCCUCUGACUCAUGUUCGUAACUCUGUGUGUCACUGCAAGCUAUGGAGUUGACCAGCACAGACACAUGACUCCUAUCCAACCCUUAUGGAAUCAUUCUUGCACUUAGAGACAGGCCACUUUUGUACUUUCCCUAUGCCUCAAUACAAUACACAUAGAUUAUUUAACCUAACCGCUAACAGAAUAAUUACUACUGAUUUGCUAAUUAUACAACAAAGGGUGCUCAGGUCAUAACGGUCUCCAAAAAACUCACUGAGCAAAGGCAUGUUGGAGUUGUCAACAAAUGGUUAUUCAGAUUCAAAUCAAACUGUUGAUUUUUGGAUAACAAUUCUUUGAUGUUGGUAUUGAUAAUGGUAACAAUGUUGACUGGAACAAUUGAGUCACUCACUCCUCAUUCCAGACAUUAGAACUGACAGCUGAUAAUGAGCUGAAAAGGAAGUGACAGUUCAACAGUCUGAUGUGACAAAGAACAGAACUCUCCUCUCCUCAUCAGAAACCUAUUAGAGAGUCUGUAUAGUUGUCUUUCUCUCUCUCUGUCCACAAUGUUAAUGUUUUUUCCUCUGCUAGUUAGCACACAGUGUAGUGCCCCCUGUAAGGAAAGUAUGCAAGGUCACAUUAUCUCUAAGACUAAGAAGGCUAAAUAAAACAACAAUCUAAGUCCUUGCAUUCAUCCCUGGGUAAUGAGAAACAGGCAGCUCCACCAAAACAUGACAUUUCUGCUGAGGGCUUUGAGAUCCAUUGUGCAGUACAUGCAGUUGAUAAUGUGUUCAUUCAUUUUGAGAGUCUCCAUAGAACUGAAGGCUGAACCUGAGAAAAUCUGUGUUUGUGUAUUCUGUCAUUUAACCUCUGCAAUGCUUCAGUAUCAAUGGACAUUGCCAUAGAAAUCCCACUGCAGCAACAAUGGUGGUCCAAUGGUCAGACAUAACGUUAUCCAUUCUAAACUAAUAUCUGACCACAGUUAAAAUGAUUUAGGCC